AUGGCGGAGGCGGCCACUCCGACCGUGCCGCAGCUCAACGCGGACCAGGCCCGCAUCGUCUACGAGAACCGCCUCAGAGCUCGAGCGCGGCUACGCCAGCAGGCGCAGGCGCAAAAGGCGCGCUACCGUGGGCGCAACGCCGGGGCGGAACCCGCUCCGGCGUCCAUCGGGCCCAAUGCCGACCUUCGCAGCGUCCCGUCGACGAGCCGCAAUGCGCAACUGCGACCGGGAGAGGUCCGCAUCGUCGGUUCCAAGGGCAACGUAGCGCGCGGCGGCGGCGGCGGCGGCGCUGCCGACGAUCCCAAUGCGCCGCUGCAGCGCGACAAGUCGCUGGGCAACUACAUCGAGUUUGACCUGAGCAAGCUGCACAACUCCAAGGGUGGUUUCCUCGUCGACGAGGAGGAUGCGCCCGGGUCGGCAAAGUCGCUCGACGACCUGCGCAAGGAAAAGGAGCGCGAGCGCCAGCGGAUGAAGCCCUACCUCGAGCCCGGCAUCUCGCUCGACAAGGAGACGCGCCCGACGUGCGAGGUGUGCGGCUCGCCCGAAAUCAUCGAGCUGCCCUUCCGCAAGGUGUUUGGCAUCGACGUCUGCAAGCGGUGCGAGCGCGAGAGGCCCGAGGUCUACUCGCUCCUCACAAAGACCGAGGUCAAGGAAGACUACCUCCUCACCGACGCCGAACUGCGCGACGAAGAGAUCCUCCCGCAUCUCCUCAAGGCCAACCCGCACAAGGCCACCUACAGCAACAUGAUGCUCUUCUGCCGCAAGCAGGUCGAGGCCUUUGCCUUUUCCGACGCAAAGUGGGGCAGCGAGGACAACCUCGACCGCGAGUUUGAGCGGCGCGAAGAAGAAAAGGUGCGCAAGCGUGGCAAAAAGUUCCAGCAGGGCCUGGCCGACCUCCGCAAGCGGACGCGCGACAACGUGUGGCAGCGCAGAAAGGACGAGGAGCACCACCACGAGUGGGAGGAGGUCGAGGACCGCGGGCACACCAAGCAGCGCUGCAAAGAGUGCGGCCACGAGAUCGAGGUCGAGGUGUUCUAG
Pseudozyma flocculosa PF-1 is the source of this 1038-nucleotide messenger RNA. RefSeq lists its product as uncharacterized. Gene Ontology annotation, molecular function: damaged DNA binding. Lineage: Eukaryota; Fungi; Basidiomycota; Ustilaginomycetes; Ustilaginales; Ustilaginaceae. The record is from RefSeq and is a predicted model, not a curated record. Gene Ontology annotation, cellular component: nucleotide-excision repair factor 1 complex. Bases 1 to 1038 code for a protein of 345 amino acids. Gene Ontology annotation, biological process: UV-damage excision repair; base-excision repair; nucleotide-excision repair involved in interstrand cross-link repair. The transcript has 2 exons.